AUUUGUCAAUUGAGCGCACGCAACGUGCCAGAAGUAAUCUAUUUCCUUGUAUUUUUCCUUGUUUUCCGUUGCACCACCUGCCUGAAGUACAGUGUGCUACUUGACCAGUGACGUGUAAUAAACGUUCCUGUCCAAAGCGUAUUAUUCUGACGCCAUCGGAGUGCGCCGUCCAGCAAUUUAGCAGUUCCGCUGUAGCUAGCAAUGGAAUCAAACCGAGACGAAGCGGAACGCUGCUUUGAGAUCGCAGCCACAGCACUAAGAAAUAACCAGACAGACAAAGCUAAGCGGUUUCUAGAAAAGGCAUACAAACUCUUUCCUACGGAGAAGACGAAAGCGCUGCUGGAGUCCAUUGCGCAGAAUGGGCAGGCCUUCGGCCAGAGUGACGCGGACGGGGCGGGCGAGGACUCGGGCGUUCGACAGCGCAGACCCGCAGAAGAGGGCGAAAACGUGACCGGGGAGAAGGCUGCCGACUCGGCAAAACCCUACACGUCAGAUCAGCUGGACGCAGUGAAGAGGAUAAAGCGCUGUAAGGACUACUACGAGAUCCUGGGCGUGGGCAGGGACGCGUCGGAGGAGGACCUGAAGAAGGCGUACAGGAAGCUGGCUCUGAAGUUCCACCCUGAUAAAAACCACGCCCCGGGAGCCACAGAGGCCUUUAAAGCCAUCGGAAACGCGUACGCAGUCCUGAGCAACGCAGACAAGCGCAGGCAGUAUGACCAGUUCGGGGAGGAACGGGCCCACCCCUCCAGACCCUCCCACGACUACAACCGGGGCUUCGAGGCGGACAUUUCCCCCGAAGACCUGUUCAACAUGUUCUUCGGAGGCGGGUUCCCCUCCAGUAACGUCCACGUGUACAGCAACGGCAGGAUGCGCUACACCUACAACCAGAGACCGGAGAGGAGAGAGCAGCACGGCGACGGUGGUCUGGCGCUCUUCGUGCAGCUCAUGCCCAUCCUCAUCCUCAUCGUGGUGUCGGCGCUCAGUCAGAUGAUGGUGUCUAGCCCCCCCUACAGCCUGAGCGUCCGGCCGUCUGCGGGUCACGUUCAUAAGCGGCUGUCGGGCACUCUGAAGGUGACGUACUACGUGGGCGAGCGCUUCUCGGAGGAGUACAGCGGGAACGACCUGAAGAACGUUGAGCAGAGUGUGGAGGACGACUACAUCUCCAACCUGCGGAACAACUGCUGGAAGGAGAAGCAGCAGAAGGAGGGCUUGCUGUACAGAGCUCGGUAUUUCGGAGACAGCAGUCUGUACCAGAGGGCGCAGAAGAUGGGAACGCCAAGCUGCUCCAGGCUGUCAGAGGUCCAAGUGCUUCUGCACGGCUAGCGAUGACAUCACCACAGAGAGAGGUCAGUUUAAAGUUCUGGAAAUGCUGUAUAAUAGAGAAUUCUACACGGGUCCUUGUCCCAGCCUUUCGUACUGCUACUGGAGCGUGACGUGAACGGGCCAAUCAGAGCCCUUGGAGCUGCGCGGCCGGCCGGCGUGUGUGAGAGAGCGUCAGAGCGACCGCGAAGCUCGCCUGAAGCCCCUGUGCGAAGAACAUUUCCCAACGCUCCCACUCCCGCCCCCACGCACCAGACAAGGCCUCUGCUGAUCGGCCAGUCUUCUGGCGCAGGGAGAAAAACCCGAAGCUUUAAGGAUUCUGGGGAAAAGAAAAAUCCCCAAAAAAUAAUUUGGAUGUAAUUUAUUUCUGUCUGUUCUGGAAUGACCACUAAUGCUGUUGAGCUGACGAAGUCCGCGUGCUUCUCACAAUCUCAUCCGUCUCGAGCUCCAACACCAGGACACCUUCCACCCACACACCUGAGCCAGUUAAGAGGGUGAUUUUUAUAGUUUAUAUAUGUAUAUAUGUUGUACUUUUAAUGCCACAGGAAUUAGAUUAAAUUAUGAAGCGUCCUUUUAUCAGUAUAUAAAUUAUACCGGGUGGAUUUGCUCGUUGUACUCUGUUGAACAAUCAGCUUCACAAAGAUAUUUGAUAUGAGUGCUCUAAAUGAAUAUAAAAUAAAAUAUUUGAAAACUAAA
Conger conger (European conger) is the source of this 2016-nucleotide messenger RNA. RefSeq names its product DnaJ heat shock protein family (Hsp40) member B12a (gene dnajb12a). The transcript has 9 exons. The record is from RefSeq and is a predicted model, not a curated record. Gene Ontology annotation, molecular function: Hsp70 protein binding. Gene Ontology annotation, biological process: cellular response to misfolded protein. Lineage: Eukaryota; Metazoa; Chordata; Actinopteri; Anguilliformes; Congridae. Bases 202 to 1323 code for a protein of 373 amino acids. Gene Ontology annotation, cellular component: endoplasmic reticulum membrane.